AUGGCAAGAGCUUGAUGUCUGCAGGGCAACUAAAGUAGCGCAUAUCAAAAUCUACUGAACAGAUAGCGUAAGGGAAGACAAAAAGAUCUGAACUGCAAAGUAGCUAGCAGUCCCUAAAUUACUCCACUCUGCUGAUUGGAUCACAACUUCAUUCUCACAGUGCUGAUCACCCAAGAAGACUUAUUUGCAUUCAGCCAUCCUGGAAACAACAUAUCUUAGAGGACUCUUAUGGUUUCCAGGAUCUGCAGCUUUACUGAUUAAGAGAUUCAUUCCAGUUUGCUGUCUGAUUGGAUUAGGUCCUUCAGCUGCACCAUGUUGUGGGGUAAUUAAUGCUUCAAUGAUGUCAUCACUCUUACAAGCUGUGUUUUUUUGCAGUAUGGAGUCAAUUGUUAAAUAUCGUACGAGCUUUGGCUUGAAAUGGAAAAUAUAUGAUCCACUUUAUUACAAAGGAAGCUUCAUAACUUGCUCUGAAAUAAAUUCACAGCUGUGGUGAAAUGAACAUGAGCUUUCUUUACUCGGAUUUUUGUUUUGGAUCCUUCGCCUACAACGGUGUUUUGAUGGAAUGCAGUCUCUUCUAUUGGCACAAGUUCGUUUAAGCAGCGAGCGUCAUACCUCAGCAUAUUUCACUGAAAUUGCUGCAACAGCCAGUGACACUUCCAUUGAUUUGCAGAACAACACAUUUCAGGUUUUCCAUGAAUUAACCUCAGCAUUACAAGAAGCUGAGUUGUCAGUUACAUGCUGUGUGUGACUGCCGCACUUCAGGAGGCUCAGUGGUCCACUAAACAUGGUGAUAUAGAGGAAAAUGGCAAUGAACUGAACCAAUGACAUUCAGCCUGCCACCUGUCACUUUACUGACCAAGGAAUCCUGGUGCUGACUGUCACUUGCCUGUGGUCUAUGCAGCUAUGAAGUACAGUUUGGGGCUGCCAUGCUUUAUGCUAGUUACUGUCACAUCAGCUUUACGACUGCAUAAUGUUAUUUCUACUUUUGUUGAAGAUCUGGUAUGUUUGCAGCAGUGGCGUCACAUUGUGCUAGUAUACUGUUCAGAUGACCAGGAGUUUCUGUACCAGGGCACCAAGAGACUGCCGUUCGUUUAUGUACAGUUUCUCUCUGGAGAUGACAUCCUCUUCAAGCCACCUCAAGAGGCAUUCUCCAUGCCUAUUGUUGUUCUCCCAUCUUGUUUUCUCAAAACAGAUUUUAUAGUUCAGGCCAAUCAGAGUGGACUCUUCACUAAAAUGUUCUCGUGGUGGCUACUGGUAAUGGAAAGUGGAUAUGAACCUCACAAAACUGGCUACACAACACACACAAGAUUCCAACAUCUACAGGCUGGUGUGGGAAGUCAUGUGAACAUUGUCAGUUUUUGGUCCACUCUCAAUGAAGUGACAGGUGUCGUGUGGGAUGCUUAUAAGUUGGGUGCAGAUGCCCCUUUAUGCACCAAUUUCAAUGCCCAGUGGCACUAUGCCCCAAAGAGAAGUGGAUGGGGGAUAUUUACACAACUGCCUUCCUACAUGGAUAAGCUGCUCGCCCGGUCACACGACAUGACCAGUGUCAUCCUGAGGGUUGGCGUAAUUGUGGGAAAACCAGACCAUGGGUUUGACUGCAGAGCAGAGCUGAACAAGCUGGGACACAUAGUUGCAGUGCGUGGCUACAGUGCACACAUCUUGAGCACACUGAUAGACCUGCUGCACUUCAAGUAUGCACAACUGUUCCUCUUUUGUAACAGGUCACUAUGUUAAAGAGACCUGGAGUGGGCCUGUCCGUGUCUGUCUGUCACGUUCUUUUUUGCAAUCAACAAUCAGAAUCAGAGUACACAUGUCGAAUUUUGUCUUCCUUUCCUUUUGUUCACUGGUUUACACAUUAUAUUCACAGAAUGAGAAAGUUCCCAUUAAAACAGGACUUUCAUCUAAUACAAGUUCUACUGCUGACAACUUCUAUAACCUAAGCAUAACAUGUCUUAAGGAGGUGAUGUCACUUGUAAGUCUGGAAGACUGAGUCAUGGCAGUAUAACCACUACAUCAGUCACAGACCAACAAUCCACUUAAAAUGUUUUGUACCAGAUGGUUUAACAAAAUUAAAUUACUUAAUAUUACAGUAACCUGAGAUGGUGUAAACCACUUAAUUCUUUAUAGGGAAGUGAUAACUAUGUAUACCACCAGCAUUUACAUUAAUAACUCAGCAUGUAAUUCAAAGGGAAUGUUC
Messenger RNA from Zootermopsis nevadensis, 2197 nucleotides. NCBI's taxonomy places the organism in Eukaryota, Metazoa, Arthropoda, Insecta, Blattodea, Termopsidae. The record is from RefSeq and is a predicted model, not a curated record.